Messenger RNA from Hyla sarda, 3157 nucleotides. It is a transcript of the gene HPCAL4, whose product is annotated as hippocalcin like 4. Bases 271 to 846 code for a protein of 191 amino acids. The record is from RefSeq and is a predicted model, not a curated record. NCBI's taxonomy places the organism in Eukaryota, Metazoa, Chordata, Amphibia, Anura, Hylidae. Gene Ontology annotation, molecular function: calcium ion binding. The transcript has 4 exons.
CCCUGUAACAGUGUAAUACUGAGCCACAAAGGCAUCACACCUGAAUGAUUGAUAGGCCCACCAAUGACAGAAGCUAUUCUGUACAGGAGGUGGGACUAUGCAAAUGAGUGACUGGGAAACAUCGUGAUCCAGGUUCUGUUUAUUGCCCCCCAAAAGCAGCUCAUCGUGACCAUUAGAGACGUCUCAGACACAAGGAACGAGAACAAGAUCAACGCUGUGGGAGAGAAUCAGACAGAAGGCUAGCUAUCGUUGAGCCUAUAUACUGCCGAAAUGGGAAAACCAAACAGCAAGCUAGCUCCAGAGAUGCUACAAGACCUAGUGCAGAGCACAGAAUUCACAGAGCAAGAAUUGAAGCAUUGGUAUAAAGGAUUUCUAAAGGAUUGUCCAUCCGGUAUCCUUAACCUACAAGAAUUCCAGCAGCUCUAUAUUAAGUUUUUUCCAUAUGGUGAUGCUUCCAAAUUUGCUCAGCAUGCCUUUCGUACAUUUGACAAAAAUGGAGAUGGUACAAUCGAUUUUCGGGAAUUCAUCUGUGCUUUAAGUGUCACAUCACGUGGAAGUUUUGAGCAGAAGUUAAACUGGGCAUUUGAAAUGUACGAUUUAGAUGGAGAUGGGAAGAUUACAAGACUGGAAAUGCUGGAGAUUAUUGAGGCCAUUUAUAAAAUGGUCGGUACUGUCAUCAUGAUGCGUAUGAACCAGGAUGGCCUAACUCCACAACAGAGAGUUGACAAAAUCUUCACAAAGAUGGACAAGGACAGAGAUGAUCAAAUCACCCUGGAAGAGUUUAAAGAGGCAGCAAAGAGUGACCCCUCCAUAGUUCUUCUGUUGCAAUGUGACAUGCAAAAAUAGCCUCUUAUCCAUUUUCAUGGCUCUGUUGAGCACCCUGCAUGCACCUCACUACCUUCCCCAUCCCACAGUCUCCUGGGACUUUCUUCCUAUUCGGUAACAGAACAUCUUACAGAGUCCUGAUCUCAUGAAAGAGGAAGGUGGUGAAUCAACUUCUCAACAAAUGAUGAUAUGAGACUGACAAUGUAUAACACACACGCACAGGAAGUUACACACAAAGCUACACAGUUCCAUUGUGUACAGGAUUUCAGCUCUCUCAUAACCUUGCUGGAUUUUAAGUAUAGAUAUAAUUUACUAAAUAUUACACAUAUGAAUCCGCCUGUCUCUGCCAGUGCCUAAGGUAACAAGAACUCUGUCUAGUUCUUCAUAGUAGAAAUGUUUCUAUAUGCUGUUUGGUAUGUCCUGGAUGAAUUCAUGUGAUAUGUGUGGUGCUUGAUAGAUAAGCAAUGUCCAUUACACAUUCUGUCUGUUGCUUGAAGCUACGCACAGGGAUAGGCAAAGUCAUUUUGCUACCAAAGUUGUAAUGCAUUUACUAGCCUACAGUACAGUGUUGGGUAAUAUAUGGUGACCCUUAUAAAUAUAUAUGCCACUUUGCAUCCAUUAAUUGCUCCUAUAUAUCUUACAUAAAAAUGAGAACAUUUCUAUAGCUCCUGUACAAACAUAUGUAUAUCCAUGGUUAUAGAAUAAAAAUAAACUAUAUGUGGUCUGUUCUUGCAGUCAUGUGUCAAGCUGGCUAUACAUCAGGCCAACAGCUAUCUCUUCCAACCUCCUAUAAUAAGCUAAGCAUUAACGUACUCUGAAUGGGUAGAGGACAGAAAGCUGCUGCCAGACAUCUCUGAUGGUAGUUUAACUCCCUGAGAACACAGGGAUCUGACAUGUUAAAUUCCAACAGUCCAGCGCAUUCUUGGCAAUAACUUGUGCUGUUGGAAAGUCCCAUACACAGUAGAUGGUUGGCCAAUCUUGCCAAAAUUGGUGCAUUCGGCCAGCCAACUUUAAUCAUAUGUGUAAGACCUGCUUUACUUACUUAUAAAUCCCUUCUAUCUGUAGGCUAGCACAAAGAGGGGGCUAAAGAAGUAGAGGAAUCUGUGACUGCAUGAUCAGACUACACAUAAAGCUUGCUUGUAGUCUAUAACCAUGGAAACACGUAAGUCUGUAUAAAUCUAGACACAUUAAGCUGCAUAGAUAGAUAUUUUUAUCAAGACUCUAAUGGUUGAAUUUUUUUUUUUGGGGGGGGGGGGGGUUACAUUCACCAGUGCAAUGAAAAAACUGUACCUUUAAAAUAUGCCUAAUGCAUUAUAGAGUACAUCCGUCAAAAGCAGAUAACUUGACUUCUGAGCAACAACAAAAAAAUGUCCCUGCCCUUGAUACCAGCCAAGUUAAGCUUUUUAGCGUCUUUAACCUGUUGACGCUACUGUAGCAAGCAGGAGUAAUUCUGAUCGAUCUGAUCUGAAGCAUAAAAUCUUUAGGGAAAUCUGCUUCCCUGCUUUAGCACAGAAUUGCCUCUUCUUGUUAAAAGAGCAAUUCGGCCAAUGUGUUAGGGUGUGUAUAGUAUUGAACACAAUACAGUUUCCUUAUACAUAAAAUUGUGUACACCCAGACUGGAGGUAAAUGUCAUAUUGCUAUUUAGGCAAAUGACAAGUGAACCUACCACUUAAAUAAACCAUAGUUAGGCAUGGGAGGUGGCGUUGAAAGUGUGCCCAAUAAACAGAUGAUGUUAUCCUUGUCUUGUAUGUCCCAAUGGGUAGGGUGGAUAUGGCUGCCCACUGCAUGGCAUGUGCUUUUAUUUUGCUUACAUAUGGCUAUUUGCAUGGUACCUAAGUAGAUUAUUAACAUGCUAUAUAUCAUCACUAAAUGUCUGAGUGUUCUUAAAUGUAAUUUUGUGGCAGAUACCACAUAGGUGAUUGAAGAAGUAGUUCUGUUUCUAUAGAGAUAUCAAAACACCAAGAGCAUGGCAGAUACAUAUUAGAAGCAUCAUUACCACAUUGCUAGGUGUUUCUAGAGACAGGCUCAGAAUUUUGGUUGUAACAAGACUUCUAACAACUAAUAAACAUGAAAUCCCUUAUGUGCCAAAUAAAAGGAUAAGCAAAUAAUAUUUAGUCCUAAUUGUGUUGCUAUGGCUAACAUGGUGCAAUUGUGCCCAAGAACCCUUUGUCAGCACUUUAGGGCCUGUUGGUCUCAUAUGUCCCCAUAACUGUCCCAGCAGAAGAUUCCUAAACCCUUGCCUGCUCUGUGUGUGAGUAUAUAGUCUUAACAGUACAAGUUGACUUGGUAUAUUUUUCUAUUUGAAAAUAAAAAUAUAUUAAAAUGACAAAGA